AUGAUACACGGAGAAAUCCAUCAAGAGCAACCAAAUUGGGUGCGAUCGUGUCCUCCGGGAUUCAAAUUGGCGAUCUGGCGAAUCAUCAAACAACUCAGGAUUUCCGAGGCAAACUCAAUAUCCAACAAUGAGUCCUGCGAAGGUAAUGAUACCGAGGACCUAGAGGUUGAUUUUGAGCAACUGAUAAGUCAAGCUGAGGAAGGGAAAGAUGAGGAUUGGGGGCUUCCCCCAAAGCUAAAAAGAAUGAUCAAACAGGAAGACGGGGAAGUGAAGCCACACCAAGAAAAAAUGGAGAUUUUAAACUUAGGUGUUGGUGAAGAAAGAAAGGAGGUCAAGCAAAAGCUACGGAGGAUGAAGCCUGAGAUGUCCUUGAAGAUAAAAGAAGAGGUGAAAAAGCAAUUUGACGCUGGCUUCUUUGAUGUUGCUCAAUACCUGAAAUGGGUCGCCAAUAUCAUGCCAGUCCCUAAAAAGGAUGGGAAGAACGCUGGGGCAACUUACCAGUGGGCUAUGGUAGCAUUAUUCCAUGACAUGAUGCACAAAGAAAUUGAUGUCUACAUGGAUGAUAUGAUUGCCAAGUCAAAGACCGAGGAGGAACACCUUGUCAACUUGCAAAAGUUGUUCAAGAGGUUGUGUAAGUACCGAUUAAGGUUGAAUCCCGCAAAGUGCAAUUUCGGGGUCAAGUUGGGAAAGUUGCUCGGUUUUAUUGUGAGCCAGAAAAUGAUAGAGGUAAACCUAGACAAAAUGAAGGCCAUCCUCGAAAUGCUCGAGCCACGCACCGAGAAGCAGGUCCGAGGUUUCCUAAGAUGUUUGAACUAUAUAGUGAGGUUCAUAUCACAGUUGACUGCCACUUGUGAGCCUCUCUUCAAGCUACUGCGUAAGAACCAGUCUGUCUAA
Glycine soja is the source of this 894-nucleotide messenger RNA. RefSeq lists its product as uncharacterized. The record is from RefSeq and is a predicted model, not a curated record. The coding region runs from base 1 to 894 and encodes 297 amino acids. Lineage: Eukaryota; Viridiplantae; Streptophyta; Magnoliopsida; Fabales; Fabaceae. The transcript has 3 exons.